Molecule: messenger RNA, 765 nt
Organism: Menidia menidia (Atlantic silverside)
Lineage: Eukaryota; Metazoa; Chordata; Actinopteri; Atheriniformes; Atherinopsidae
Source: the annotation of a GenBank genome assembly
UGCAGUGUUUUUUCCCAUCUGCUGACAACUAACUUCUUGCUUGUUUGUCUUUCCCAGCUGGAUCCAGAGAACACCGGUUUUAUCCCAGUGGAGAACUUCACCAGCCUGGUGGAGCACCAUGAGCUGCAGCUGGACCCAUCCAAACUGGACAUGUUGUUAGCGCUUGUCCAGAGCAAUGAAGAGGGACAGGUGUGCUACCAGGAGCUCAUUGAGCUGAUGAGCAGCAAACGCUCCAGCAGUUUCCGACGAGCUAUCGCCAAUGGCCGCCGCACGCUGCAGAGGGAGAUCCUGCUGGAUGAGACAGGGCUGGGUCUGUACAAACGCUUUGUCCGGUAUGUGGCCUAUGAGAUCCUGCCCUGCGAGACGGACCGACGCUGGUACUUCCACCAGAACCGCCUGUGUCCUCCACCUGUGUUCAUCGCCAUCGUCACCAUCGUCCAGAUUAUCGUGUUCAUGUGUUAUGGCAUCAUGCUCAACAAGUGGGUCCUGCAGACCUACCAGCCUGAUUUCAUGAAGAGCCCCUUGGUCUACCAUCCAGGUCAUCGUGCGCAAGUGUGGCGCUUCUUCAGCUACAUGUUCAUGCACGUCGGUUUAGAGCAGCUGGGAUUCAACGCUUUGCUGCAGCUGAUGAUUGGCGUUCCUUUAGAGAUGGUUCACGGCAUUUUACGAAUCAGUUUGCUUUACAUGGCCGGAGUUCUGGCCGGUGAGUAUAUUUUCAAGAUUUCAAGAUUCAGUUCAUUGAGAUUUGAAAUCCUUACUGACGUC